Messenger RNA from Trichoderma gamsii, 102 nucleotides. RefSeq lists its product as hypothetical. Lineage: Eukaryota; Fungi; Ascomycota; Sordariomycetes; Hypocreales; Hypocreaceae. Bases 1 to 102 code for a protein of 33 amino acids. The transcript has a single exon. The record is from RefSeq and is a predicted model, not a curated record.
AUGCCGUCAAGGCGUUGUACGAAUGCUGUGAAGCCUUCUACCAGCGGUAUGGCGACGACGCAUCGUCCCCUAGCUGCCCGCAGCCAAAACUGCUGCGUCUGA